CAAAGUUUCCACAAGAACUAAUGCUGUUUUAUGAAAUCUUCCAACUUGGUUAAAACAGCUUCUUCCCCGCCUCUUUUUUGCCCAGAUGAAGUUCUGAGAAGCCACAGACACACCCUGGUUUGCUCAGUGAAAAGGAGCCCUCUACGGAUCGUAGCCCCACACACAGAGUGCCCAGGACUAGCGGCUUGGAGGUGCUAUGAAGAUCUUUGCAGAAAUGCUGCCUUUACUCCCAGGGCUGGGCUUCCUCCUCUUGGUUGGUUGGCAGGCAGCUGCUGCAACCUCUGCUGGGACACAUCUGUGCUCCAGCUCCCCUGUCAAUGAAUCUGCGGUGUGUGCUUCAGUGGAAAGUGUCAGCCAGGAGAUGGUUCUUGAGGUAGCCCGUGGCCAAGUCUCCCCCUGCAGCCUCACUUUUGGUCAAUACGCCUGUGCACAGAGUGCUUGGCUCCAGGACCUUCAGGAUGAUUUCCUCAUAUCCCUGUAUUCUUGCCUUACCGCUAAACCUGCCAGUGUGAUGGAUCCUCAAUACUCCAUUCUAUUCUUUUCCAAAUAUGAUGCCAAGAAGCUUGUAGCUGCUCUGACUGCGUUCAGCCAGAGGUUUUCUCACGUGCCUCUUGAGUGGAACAUGAUCUUCAUGAAUGGCCUGUGGGAGAAGAUGUUGCAAGUACCUGAUAUUGACAGCCCACCUGUUUUGUCUCAGUGGGUCCAUGAAGGGCUUCAGCCGUUCCUGGUCGAGCCUGAGGUCUUUGCUUGCCUCCAUGCCAAAAAUGUGUUCUGUGAGGCGUUUCAGAAGAUAGUCACUGCCCUGAAUGGCAUAUAUUCUGACCUUCCAGUGGAAGAACAGAAGAAUCUUUACACUGGGAUCAAAUAUUUUCUCAUCCAGGACGGAUCAAACCAGAAAUGCUACAAUGCAACCGAUCCAGAUCUGAGUUCCACUGCCUGGUUUGAAAAUUAUCUCGGAUCCUUCAUGGAGCAUGCUACUGUUGGAGACCUGCAGCUUUUUGGUGAUGAACCAACACUUCAAAAAUUUGCCAGGGAUCCAGUCAAUAUACAGAUGAUCAGCAACCUCACCUUGCUCCGGGAGACAGCCAUGUACUAUACCUCGCUGCUCACCUCUGGACCUGGUUUUCCCUUAUCAAGUCUCCCAGACAGAUUUGUUUGCUACCUGAGCCCCUCGGCCGUGAGCAACCUGAGCAGAGAUGACGCUUUGAGCUUGGCCCAGAGGAUCAGUAAGAACUGCCCAUUGAACCUGACACACAGAGGAGUAAGGAGAGGGAGAUCUCCCUCCUCCAUGACAACGGAGGAACCGCAGGUUGCAUCUUCUUUGGUGAGAAAAUUUGAGCAUUUCGACCCUUCGACCGUGCGUUCAUUGGGCCAGGCUGCAGUUGGGCUCUCCGUAUCCGACAUUGAAAACAGCAUCAGUGAUAAAGACCUUGAAGCAUCUAUUCCUGCCCUGGGUGAAGUUCGUGGCUGGAGUGCUGAGCAGUCCAGCGCUAUUAUCAACAAACUGCUGAGCUCUGGCUAUCAGAUCACGAAUGGACAGAGCCUGACAAAGCUGGGGAGCUUGGUGGCUGGCCUCAAUAGCAGCACUCUUCGAAGUCUGCCUCCAGAGGUGAUCUUGGAAGCCAUUGAGUCGCCUGAGUUUGUUCAGCACAUGGUGACCCUGCCGUCUUCUCUGAAAAGGAUAUUCGCAGAAAAGAUUUACUCCAGUGUAGGCCACCCUGCUGACCUGGUUAAAUAUGUCCCUGAUCCUCUGGCCAGUUACAUUCCAAAAUCUUUGCUUGUUUUUGGGGGAGAGAAACCCAAUAUUCAGGAUCUCAACAAUAAAACGUGGACCCGAGAACAGGCUGCCAUGUUUUUCAGUGAUGCGAUAAAGACAGAGCCUGACUUCAGCAGGCUUUCCCAGUCAGUCCUCCAAGGCUUCACAUGUGCAGCUGCUAAUGAGAUGAAAGCAGAAAGAUUUCAGGAGCUGGCCAAAGUCAUGAAGAAGAAGAACGUCAAGCUGGGAGGAGGUCAGCUGAGUUGUUUAGUGAAGGUGGUGACGCUGCAUGGGAUUCCCAAGGAUUUAGACAGCUAUCCUAAAGACCUCCUGCUGUUUUUAAGUCCUUCAGACUAUGCAGCCACAGGAAGCUGUAGGCAAUACUUUGCUAAUAUUGGGAAAGCAAAUCUUGAUGUUCUGCAAAGGGAGUCGUCUCAGCGGAACCAGCUGCUCGUGGAAGCUUUGGCAUGUUUGAACAUUUCUAGCACACAAGUAAAUGAGGAAGAUGCAGAGAUUCUGGGACGUCUGGUCUGUGACCUGGGUGGAGAAUACAUUAGAAGUUCUGGUGGGAAUUUGCUGAAGCGCUUAAGCCAGUGUGACUCUUUCCUGCCUGAGCAAGAAGAGGCUAUUAGGAGUGUCAUCAGCAGUGGUAACACUACAUUUGGGCCUCCUGUAGCGUGGUCAGCUUUUACCUUGAAUGAGCUCAGCGGAUUGAUUCCUGUGCUUGAUCAUAGCAUCUUGCAGAAGAUCCCCAAGAAUACUUUAACUCUUUGGAUGAAAAACUUUGCACACGAUUCACCUCUGUCAAGGGAAGAACUGGCCACCGUUGUUGAAGAACUCCUGCCUACUAGGCAUAAGCGUGCUGAUGGUUGCCCACCUGAGAUGCAGAUAACGAAGAUGGUUCUUAACAAUGAGUUGAUGCCUAUUUACUACUCACCCGAGCAGUUACAUACUUGCCUGAGGAACGUCUCUCUGGAUAAUCACCUCCCUCAGAUACUGACCUAUGCCUUCAGUAUCCAGCAAUUAGCUGUGCUGAAGAGGCGUCUGGAUGAGGCAUAUCCUGAUGGGUAUCCUGAAAGUCUGCUCCCCAGACUGGGUCCCCUCACUGCUUUCGUCACCUCUGAGGAUAUUUCCAAAUGGAAGAUAACUUCAGCUGAUACACUGGCUGACUUGCUAAAAUACCAGCCUGCUGAUGCUCAGGCUUCUGCAAUAAUUAGAAGAUACAUUGACCUUGGAAAUGACUUGAACACCACUGCACUGAAUGCGAUUGGUACAAGAUACACGUGCCUUCUAAAUGUGACCGACUUGAAUAAGAUAGACCCCAAAAGCUUGAAGCUGGCUUCUCUGAAUCUUUCAGCCUGUUCACAGACUACAAAAGACAUCUUAUAUGCUAAAGCAAAACGUGCUUUCUCAGACCAGCACUAUUUACCUGCUUACUAUGAGCUUAUUGAACCAUAUCUAGGGGGUGCUCCUGGAGUGGAUCUCAAAGCUCUAAGCAAGGACAGUGUGAACAUGAAAGUCAGUACUUUAGCACAGUUAAGAAGAGACUCUUUGUUGAGCCUGACGAUUCCUGAGGUUCAGAACUUGCUGGGAAUAAAUAUUCAUGAUCUGCACAACUGGCAGAACCAAUCCCCCAUCAGGGAGUGGGUCCAGAGGCAGCGACAAUCAGAAUUAAAUAAAUUGAAUGUUUCACUCACUGGGGGAACACAAGAAGGCUACAUGAACAUUAUCAGGCCUCAAUUUUAGCUGCCAUCCUCAGCCUCUCUGUCUACCAUGGCCAUGACACUCCACCUCCUGCCUGCUCUGCUUACCAGUUCCCUGAUGAUGUCUGUCUUGUCUUGAAAAAUCUUCCCUCAAGAGAAAGCUAGAUGAGAAGGACCAGCCUGUGACCUGCUCUGAAGCCUGUUGGGGACAGCCAUGCCUCGGGGGGUGCUCAGUGCUAGCAGGCAACUAUUAUGCAGUUCAGGGUUCACUUUUAGGUUCUUUGUCUUUCAAAUAACUCAAAAAAACUCCCAGUGUCCUGUCUGAAGGGAAAAUUUCAGACUCUUAGAGCAGGAUCUUUGCCUUUUGUACAGACCAAGCCCAGGUAAGCCCCAGCCAUAUUAGUGCAACACAAUGAAUGUCCAUAUUUUACUGUGCAGCCCUGGUGGGUUUAAGGGUGAGAAAAUUGGUUGUUCUGCAUGUUAAUGGUUACUUUUCUCAAAAGAGCUUGGUCUCUUGAUGCUGCCAAGGCCUCUGAGUGGGAGUGAAGUUUUCCAGCUGAUUCUAAAGGUUCUAAAGUAAAAAAUGCCAGAAGCAAAUUGAUGAGUUGCUGUCAUCGUCUCUUCUUUCAGCCUGCCCGUACCUUCCUGUCUGCAGGUAUCAGUCCAAAUUAAAUGGUCAG
Messenger RNA from Calidris pugnax (ruff), 4139 nucleotides. RefSeq names its product mesothelin-like. NCBI's taxonomy places the organism in Eukaryota, Metazoa, Chordata, Aves, Charadriiformes, Scolopacidae. The record is from RefSeq and is a predicted model, not a curated record. The transcript is spliced from 30 exons. Gene Ontology annotation, cellular component: cell surface. Gene Ontology annotation, biological process: cell-matrix adhesion. Bases 197 to 3502 code for a protein of 1101 amino acids.